Molecule: messenger RNA, 2390 nt
Organism: Drosophila kikkawai
Lineage: Eukaryota; Metazoa; Arthropoda; Insecta; Diptera; Drosophilidae
Gene: GC
Product: gamma-glutamyl carboxylase
Biological process (GO): peptidyl-glutamic acid carboxylation
Molecular function (GO): gamma-glutamyl carboxylase activity; vitamin binding
Source: RefSeq, a predicted model, not a curated record
UGUUGUUCGCGUGUCCCUUUUCCCAGUUCGCUGCAUCCGCGAGGUGCGAGUGUUUGUCCGUGGAAACGGCCAACUGUUGCAAGUGGCGGCAGGAGCAGGAAGGCAAGUGUCAGGUGUCGGGUGCCAGGAUAACGGCUUCAAUUACAGGUGCAGCGAUAAAGUGCAGCAAACUGCAGGUGUGUAAUUGAAUUACGACGUUGUAAGCCAGUUUUAUGGCCAGCGAAGGGGAUUGUGUUUCGAGGACAUCUUUUGUAAAGAGUUUAUUUCAAUUUUAAGAGAAUUAUUUUCAGAAUGGCCAACUCCAAACGAAAAUUGCCCACAAAAGCUACUUCUCCGGAGAGCGCCACGGCGGCUAAGGAUAUGCACAGUCAGGCAGACAAAUCUUCAACCGAAAAGGUUCCUCCCGCACCAAGGGAAACCUCAGUCCUUGGGCAAUUCUUUCGCGAAUGCCUCGGCCAUGAGCUGAGCAACUUCACCAGUUUGUCCCAUUUCACCACCUGGCUGCAAAGACCUGUGGAUGGAGCCGCUUUGGGCAUCUUCCGGAUGCUGUACGGCGCUGCCAUGCUGAUCGACAUAGCCGAGGAGCGUGGCGGUGGUCAGCUGGAUGUGCGGUUUGGCGAGCCCCAUCAUUGCCACUUUCCGCUCUUCAGUGGGAUGCGGGCACUGCCAUAUCCGUGGAUGGGCUGCGCUUACCUGUGCAUGUGGCUGGGGGCCUGGGGCAUCACGCUGGGAUUUCGGUUCCGGGUGAGCUGUAUAGCUUUCUUGGUGCCCUACUGGUACAUCUUCCUGCUGGACAAGCCGACGUGGAACAAUCACAGUUAUUUAUUUGGGCUGACGGGUACCUUAAUGCUCUUUACCCAGGCGGAGUCUUAUUGUUCCCUGGACAGCUGGCUGCAUCCGCGGCGGAGGAGUCGCUGUAUACCCUACUGGAACUACUUUCUCAUCAAGUUCCAGUUCUUUGUGCUUUACUUGUACGCGGGGCUGAAGAAGUUCUCCCUGGAGUGGCUCUCGGGCUAUGCCAUGUCCAAUCUCAGCCAUCACUGGCUGUUCACUCCAUUCCGCCAGAUGCUGGACUCGGAGAUGAUCGACCUGCUGAUUGUACACUGGUUCACCGCUGUCUUUGAUCUGUCCAUUGCCUUUUUUAUGACUGUGGAGAAGACCCGCGUGCUGGUCACUCCCUUUAUGCUAAGUUUCCACCUGAUGAACUCCCGGCUUUUUGUGAUUGGCAUGUUUCCCUGGGUGUGCCUGGCCGAGGUGCCGCUAUUCUUUAGCCCCGACUGGCCAAGGAGGAUAUGCGGUGGCCUAUCAAAGCCACCUCUACCCUGUCACCCCUCAACAGAGGCUAGCAAGCAGCCAGGAAUCCUGGCCAGGCUGCGCACCUGCCUCAUCCUAGGAUACUGCUUUCUGCAGCUCUUCCUGCCCUACUCCCACUUCAUUACCAAAGGCUACAACAACUGGACCAAUGGUCUGUACGGCUACUCCUGGGACAUGAUGGUGCACUCGUACGACACCCUGCAGACCUCCAUCCAGGUGGUGGACAAUGAGAGCCGGCAGGUGCACAACCUCAACCCAUACGCCUUCACGGAGUACGAUCGCUGGACCAAGUAUGCCGACAUGGCUGUGCAGUAUGCCAAAUGCAUUGAGGAGAAUCUCCGGGUGGGUCAGCCGGCGGCUAUUGGUAGCAACAUCUCUGUCUACUUUGACAUCUGGUGCUCCAUGAACGGCCGCUUCCAGCAGCGCUCCUUUGAUCCGCGUGUGGAUCUCCUCCAGGCCAAGUGGUCACCCUUUGAGAGCACCUCCUGGUCGCUGCCUUUGCUCACCGAACUGAAUCACAUGAGGCCCAAGCUAAGGACAAUUGAGACUGAGGUUCUAGCUUGGAAUAACUACUCCGAUGUGAUCUUUGUGGCCGAUUUUCCUGGCCUAACAUUGACCAACUUUAUCUCGCCGGAUUUGAUUAAUUGCACACUGACCAUCCUAGAGGGCAAUGUGCGCUACAGGAACGAGAAGGAUCCAGAAGAGUACUUCCUCACAGCCGGCAAGAGCAUUGGUCUGGAGAGCAACAUUACCCACCUGGUGACCACAAUAGGUCAGCGGCCAGCUUCCUAUUUGUUCACCUACACCAACAAGACCAUGAUGGAGCAGGGCCUCACGAUAGAGGACCCCGAGGCUUUGGCAGAGGAUCGACCUGUGCUGCCCCUGUGGCAGGAGUUUCAGCAAAGGGUGAGCAACUACCAACAGUUCCUGGGCCACAUGGCCAACUGCCUGCUGUACUUGCUCUACGAUGUGCCCAUUCCGCUGGCCGUGAGGGAGAGAGAUUGAGAUUUGAGACGGGAAUGUCUCCGAUAUAGGUGAUAGAACUGAUAAUAAAUGUUCCAUGUGGUACCACAGCA